Molecule: messenger RNA, 1716 nt
Organism: Stereum hirsutum FP-91666 SS1
Lineage: Eukaryota; Fungi; Basidiomycota; Agaricomycetes; Russulales; Stereaceae
Exons: 4
Coding region: 1-1716 (571 amino acids)
Source: RefSeq, a predicted model, not a curated record
AUGGAGCAGAUACCGCUAGAGCUCGUGAGUGAGAUAUUGUUACUGACCCAGGAGGAGUUGGUGGACAUGCAGGAGUGGUAUGACUUGCGACUAGUCCGUUCGAGCUGGAAACGGGUGAUCGAUGGAUCCCCUAAACUGUGGAGAAGGGUCGACACUGCAAGUGGACCAGAAUUCGUGGACAAGCAGGUCGAGCGGGCAAAGGGGAUGAAUUUGUGGGUGCAAGCGGAUAUAUCUCAACGCAAGGUGUAUGGCAGGACGUGGGUCGAGAGGCAUCGGGGCGUCAUUGAGCGUUUGACGUUGUUCGUAGCAUCAGACCGGGAAUGCGACAGCUCACAUAUGGUUGCAAGGAUGAUGAAGGAGACCCAUUUCCCCAUCCUUCGUCACUUCCGUGUCCGUCGAGAAGGCGUCAGCAGCGGGCGUUUGGCAUCUCUUCCACAACUUCCAGUCACGUUCGUCCACCCUCCAGCCCUCUCAUACCUGGAGUUCACAGGCAUAUUCUACCCUAUCCCUACCCUCGCUUCCAACGUUAAUAUUCGCUUCCUUCGCUUGGACUGCGAGAACUCCUCGUUCACGAUUUCGCUCACAGAACUCCAAGCUCUUCUGCCAAUUCUUCCGGCACUCACCAGUCUCACCCUCGGUGGCAGUUUCGACAUCGAGUCAGACGACGUUAAGCGUCCAUCGCCGACGUUGGCCUCCCUUACACAAUUCUCAUUCCUCGGAAAGAUAGAAGACCUCGACCUUCUUCUCUGUCGAUUCCUCCUACCCGCUGUGGAGCAUUGGCGAUUCAGACUGAAGGUGGGAAGGCAGGGAAUACCAUCGCGUUGCGGGUUGAGGAGGAUAGUGAAGGACUGCGCAGGACUGCCGACGAAGGUUGUGUUACGUUGGCUGUCGAAAGUUGAGAGCACGGUCAGAGUGGUCGACCGCGCAUCACUCUCGACAUUCAGUCUGAAGCUCAUUGCACGGCGUGGCGCCCCAUUCCAGACACUCUCGGACUUGCUGGGGGGAGUGGGGCCGCUUCCGUCUGUGCGGGACCUUGUGCUUCACGGUGGCGCAAACUCUCUCGACGUCUGCGAGCCGGACGAUGACGUUAUAGACGGAGUUUUGGAAGCGUUGAGGGGCGUAGAGCGCGUCGUCGUUAGCGGGAACGGGAAUUCUUGGGUGCGAGUUCCGGUGGUGCUCAAGAGGAGGUUAGGGGGGAUGGACAAUUUAUGGGAGAACGUUGGGAUGGUAAAGUUUUUUGAAGUUAUCACGCUUCCAUACACUGUCAAGGAUUGGACGAGCUACUUAGGGAGGAUGAAGCAGAGAGGAAGUCCAUUGCGGGUCCUGAAGAUACGGGGUUGGAAGAUAGAUACGACGACUGAUUGGGAAUGCGAGACGUUGGCUGAGGGGUUGAAGGAUGUGGUGGUGAUGGUCGACGGGAGGGUAUUCGAGCAGAGUGAUCUGGAAGUAAGGGUAGAGAAAACGAUACACGCACUGGGAACGCCGAAUGAGCGUCGUCCGGAUCACGAUUGUACGCGACCAAGAGUGGAGCCGCGAACACGAGACUGUGAGGAAAACAAGCUGAGGAGAGUACUUAAUGACACAGACGAGAGAAACCUCAUCUGGGUACUUUUUAUGAGCCCGAUCUGCGAGAGAGUGAAAAGCGUUACAGAGGCGGCAGGGCAGAGUUUAAUCUCCGCAUGUGGCUCAGGGCCCAAGGGCGUGGACGGAGUUUGA